CUCGGCGCGCCGGGUCAGGUGACCCGGGGAAGAUGGCGUCGCUGCUGCAGCUGGAGCGGGUGGUGUACCUGGUUCACGGCGAUAAGAAGCUGCGGCUGCCGCUCUCGCAGCUUUACUUCUGCCGCUACUGCCAUGAGCUGCGCUCGCUCGAGUGCGUCUCCCACGAAGUGGACUCCCAUUACUGUCCAAGCUGUCUGGAGAACAUGCCAUCAGCUGAAGCAAAGCUCAAAAAGAACAGGUGCGCUAAUUGUUUUGACUGCCCUUGCUGCAUGCAUACUCUCUCUACAAGAGCCACCAAUAUCCCAGCACCACUCCCUGAUGACCCAGCCAAGACCACCAUGAAGAAAGCUUACUAUCUGGCUUGUGGUUUCUGCCGCUGGACUUCUAGGGAUGUUGGCAUGGCUGACAAAUCUGUGGCCAGUGGAGGAUGGCAAGAACCAGAGAACCCUCAUACCCAGCGGAUCAAUAAAUUGCUGGAGUAUUACCACCAACUGGCACAGAGAGAGAAAAUUGAACGUGAUCGCAAGAAGCUGGUUAGACGCAGAAACUACAUGCCGCUUGCCUUUUCUGACAAGUAUGGCCUAGGUACGAGACUGCAGCGGCAGCGAUCUGGGGCUCCUAUCAUUACCCUUGCUGGGUCAACGCUGAAAGAGGCAGAAGACCACAAAGAGAUAAAGAUCGAGCCAGCCCAGCCGUUGGAGGAAGUAGAGCCGCUUCCAGAGGAUUAUUACACUAGAGCCCUGAACCUGCCAGAGGUGACCACCCUUCACCAAAGACUGUUGCAGCCUGACUUUCAGCCAAUCUCUGCAUCCCAGCUGUACCCAAAGCACAAGCACCUGCUGAUAAAGCGCUCGCUGCGCUGUCGGAAAUGUGAACACAACUUGAGCAAGCCUGAGUUUAACCCGACUUCCAUCAAGUUCAAGAUCCAGCUGGUUGCUGUGAACUAUAUUCCAGAAGUCCGAAUUCUGUCUAUUCCUAACAUGCGCUUCAUGAAGGAAAGUCAAGUGCUUCUGACACUCACUAACCCUGUGGAGAACCUCACACAUGUUACUCUUCUGCCCUGUGAAGAGGCAGACCCCGACAAUGUGCACAGCACUGCAAAGGUCAUUCUUCCUUCAAAGGAGAUUGUCCUCGCUGGAAAAGAUGCUGCAGCUGAGUAUGACGAACUGGCUGAACCACAGGAUUUCCAUGAUGACCCAGACAUUGUGGCCUUCCGAAAAUCCAACAAGGUUGGAUUCUUCAUCAAGGUCAUCCCACAGGAGGAGAGCGGCAGCGUGAAUAUCGGCUUCAAACUGCGCUUUGACUUCAAAAAUCUGGCGGCGCCCAUCCGUCAGUCAGAAGAGGGUGAGCAAAACGCCGAGGUCAUCUGGCUGACUCAGCACGUGGACCUGAGCCUUGGACCAUUGGCUGCCUGAGUCCCGGACUCGCCACCACCCCCCACCGCGAGCAAUCCAGCCAACCCACCAGUGACAACUCCUAUCCCUCGCUCUAUCCUGCACAUUCCUGAGCGGUUGCUUACAGCCUCCUGCCCUGGACGUCAGCCUCUGUGAGAAAAUAUGAGACCGCGUUGCAGUAAAUUCACCGAUGGCGUUUAACGUCUUUGCGCGCACCCCCCCCCCCCCCCACCCCGCCCCUCGCCUUGUAACAGCUGGCGCCGGGGGGAGUGUGACCAGAUUAAACACACUCUGCUCAACCUGGAAUCUGCCCCUGCUGUUGUGAGCGAGAUCUCUGGGGUUCCAUGGAAAAAUCUCUGGACUCUGAUUGGUGGGAACAGCUGGAAUUGCCCCAACAAGAUAUGGACAGAAUAGGAAGAGAUUCCAUCCAACAUCACAGCAUUGGCUACAUUUUCAGCUACUCCAUUGGCUGAGGUGCUGAAAGACCCUGUAGAAAUUCUUCCAGUUAGUUGCAUGUUUUUGUACAAUUUUCUUUUAAAACACUCUCACAUUUGGCUAAAGUUUGAAAGUAGAGUCAGUUUGAGAAUGGUCACACUACACAUUGCAGCUUGUGUGUGGACACACACUGUAUGCUUUCUGUCUCUCUCUCUCUCUCGUGCGUACUCCCCAAAUCGUGCACGCUCACGCUGUCCCUGUCCGUUCCUUGAGAUUGGAAAGACUGCGAGCAAUAUUCUCCGCAGUCUCACUCUUUAGGCAGGACUCACUUUACCUACUGCUUGCAGCUUGCUGCAGCGCUUACAGUCUAACUCUGAUCUGCCCAGUGCAGCACCAUUCAGGCAGGUGGCUGUCCUUGUGCUGCUUUGAGAGAGAAUGCAUUGACAGCGAACCUUUAAUCAAGUUCUUUUCCCAACGUUUAACCAGCCGUCGGCGCACAUUACUUAACUCUACUCAUGAAACAUGAGUCAAAGGAGAAAGACCUUUCAACCUGUUUCUCCUCCAGAAAGUGUCUGCCUGAUAUCAGACCCCUUUCCUUUAGUGAAUGUCACCCCAGUUUCAGCAUCGUCAAUCUGUGACAGUUGACCCUGUGUCCCCAGUGUCCUGUCUUUGACCUCGAACCCUCAUCCUCCAGUAACGUGUCUCCCGGACCACCCCAAAGUUCCCUGUCUCUUGUCCUGUUGACCCGCUGCCCUACCCUCGGGAUGCCGGGUGUAAGCACGUUUGCUGCUGCCAGUAACCAUUGUGCUGUGACUAUUGCUGACAUACUAGUGUAACAAAAUAAACCUUCUACGUGGACUUACAACAAUAAACACAAGAUUAAAGACC
Molecule: messenger RNA, 2717 nt
Organism: Rhincodon typus (whale shark)
Lineage: Eukaryota; Metazoa; Chordata; Chondrichthyes; Orectolobiformes; Rhincodontidae
Gene: dctn4
Product: dynactin 4
Exons: 13
Coding region: 33-1415 (460 amino acids)
Cellular component (GO): dynactin complex
Source: RefSeq, a predicted model, not a curated record